Messenger RNA from Aedes albopictus (Asian tiger mosquito), 6583 nucleotides. It is a transcript of the gene Ir93a, whose product is annotated as ionotropic receptor 93a. Gene Ontology annotation, biological process: monoatomic ion transport. The record is from RefSeq and is a predicted model, not a curated record. Gene Ontology annotation, cellular component: membrane. Gene Ontology annotation, molecular function: ligand-gated monoatomic ion channel activity; signaling receptor activity. Lineage: Eukaryota; Metazoa; Arthropoda; Insecta; Diptera; Culicidae. The transcript has 14 exons. The coding region runs from base 397 to 3102 and encodes 901 amino acids.
CAGAGAAGACAGAGAAGACAGAGAAGACAGAGAAUACAGAGAAGACAGAGGACACAUGAAGACAACAAAAUUUUAAUUCAAAUUUCAUCCCAAGCUCUAUUUGAAAUCUGGACAAAAUGACAUGAUUUCUAAUAUACCAAGAUUCUUUUGCCUGUGAAAUCCUUCCUUCUGAACAUAAUCAAAGACACUGAAGCAAUGCGUUCGGAAUGCCGGCAAAGAAUCAGCUGUUCCAACCACCUCCCAGCCACUACUCGUCACAGCCCACUCAGAAAUUCACUCACGCGAGCUGAGGUGCCCUUUCGCGUAAAACUUUCAUGUGCUCAUCACUAUUUCAUCAAUCGGCUGCACGCCAAUCAUCGCAUCGGGAACACCUGCAUCGGCACUCGGCAGGUAUAAAUGCCAAAUCGCUUUCGGGAAUUUGGUUUUACAAGUAACUGGUUCCUCAUUCGAAGAGGUCUGUAUUCUCUUGAUAGAGGAAAAAUGCUGCCCAGACUGAAAUGGCUGGUGCUCGUUUUGGUGGUGUGCAAAUUAGAGUUUAGUCGGGGCGAUGAUUUUCCUUCGUUGAUCUCCGCCAAUGCCUCAAUUGCGGUUAUUCUGGAUCGAGAAUAUCUGGAUACUCAGUAUGACGAAAUUUUGGAAGGAACCAAACGGCUGUUUGAACGGCUGCUACGUGAUAACUUCAGAAACGGUGGUCUUAUAGUCAAGUAUUUUUCCUGGACCAGCAUCAACUUGAAAAGAGAUUUCACAGCAGUGCUUUCGGUUUCCAACUGUGACAAUACCUGGGACGUGUACAAAAAUGCAGCCAAAGAAAACUUGGUUAUCAUGAGCAUCACGGACUCGGAUUGCCUCCGUUUACCACUGAACAACGCAAUUAUGAUUCCGAAAACGAUUCCUUCAUCGGGAAAUUUUGAAGAGUUGCCUCAGGUUAUAAUGGACAUGAAGGCCAUGAAAGCCAUCGAUUGGACCUCAGCCGUGCUGCUGUAUGAUGAAAGUUUCGACCGUGACAUCAUCGCCCGAAGUAUCGUUGCCCUCUCCAAGGAAUCCGAAGACGUCAAACCGUUGUCGUUGUCACUGUUUCGCAUCGAAUCCCAUACGCACAUGUGGGAAAAGCGCAAAGCAAUUCGCAAAGUGCUUGUCAAUCUUCCUACCAGAUACAUUGGUCGAAACUUCAUCGCUAUCAUCACCACGCAAACCAUGGAACUGGUCAUGGAGAUUGCCAAGGAGUUGAAAAUGGUUCAUCCUCUGGCGCAGUGGCUGUAUGUUGUAUCGGAUACUUCAGCCGACAAGAAUAACAUCUCCGCUGUUCAUCCAAUCAUCAGCGAGGGUGACAAUAUUGCCUUUGUAUACAAUCUGCGAAGGGAAGCCCAGUCCUGUGAGUCACAUCUGCUGUGUUACAUGGAGAACCUUAUCACCUCACUGGUUCAUGGACUUUCAAAGCUGAUCCGGGAGGAGAAAGCUGUUUAUGGACAAAUCGCCGACGAAGAGUGGGAAGUGAUCCGGAUGACGAAGGCCGAGCGGAAAGAUGAGAUACUGAAGAUUAUGAGAGGUGAACUGGUCGGGAAGGACAGCUGUAACGAAUGCUCGAUGUGGAAGGUCGAAGCCGGAGAAACUUGGGGCUACACCUAUCAAUCGGCAGCGGAUGAGCUCCUCACGGGAGUGGUGAGCACGCACAAGAAACAAAUUUCUCUCCUGGACGUGGGCUAUUGGACGCCACAGGAUGGGUUUGUCAUGCGAGAUUAUAUGUUUCCUCAUGUGGUGAACGGGUUUAGAGGAGUACACUUGAACUUCUACAGCUAUCAUAAUCCACCGUGGCAGUUUGUGUCCUACAACGAGAGUGGUCACCUUUCGUUAUCACGUGGUGUAGUGAUGGACAUUCUCACCGAACUGUCAAGGAAGCUGAACUUCACAUAUACGAUUUUGAUCUCCCAGACAAACUUGGAAUACAUUGGAAAUAUGACUGACGAUGCAAACAAUACGAUAAGUAGAGAUGCUCAUAGCAUAACAACUGAUAUACCGACGGAGAUUUUGCGUUCACUUAUGGAUAAUAAGAUUCUUUUGGCCGCAGUGGGAGCAACGGUUAGCCCAAAGCAGAAGAAGUACGUCAAUUUUACAACGCCGAUUAGCAUUCAAACAUAUAGUUUCAUCGUAUCUAGGCCAAAAGAGUUAAGUCGGGUUUUCUUAUUUCUAUCGCCGUUUACUAUUGAUACGUGGUUAUGUCUGACAGCAACCGUGUUUCUAAUGGGGCCGUUCCUGUACGUGGUCAAUCGCUUAAGUCCGUUCUACGAACAUCACGGCAGGUCCAAUUCGAUUGGAUUGGGGAAGUUGUACAACUGCUUUUGGUAUAUCUACGGAGCACUGCUUCAGCAAGGAGGAUUGUAUUUACCAUACGCUGAUAGUGGCCGUAUCAUCAUCGGGACCUGGUGGCUUGUCGUGCUCGUCAUCGUCACCACCUAUUGCGGCAACCUGGUCGCUUUCCUAACCUUCCCGAAGAUCGCCAUCCCAAUUACCACCGUCAACCAGUUGAUCCGCAACGAGCAGGGCGUCUCAUGGAGCAUCCGCCGGGGAACGUUCUUGGAGCAAUUUCUGCAAGAAACCGACGAUCCCAAGUACAUCAAGCUGCAUAACCAUGCUGGGUAUGUUUCGGAGGAAUCCGAAAAAAUGGUGGAUAAGAUACGUUCCGGGAGACACGUGCACAUUGAUUGGAGGACGAACUUGAAGUAUCUGAUGAAGAAGGAGUUUUUGAAGUUCGAUCGGUGCGACUUUGCGCUGAGUGUGGAUGAGUUUUUGGACGAGCAGAUUGCGCUGGCCAUGCCGAAGAACAGUCCUUACUUGGAGGUGAUUAAUGGGGAGUUGACCAAGAUGCACCAGUUUGGGUUCAUUCAGCGUUGGUUGGCGAGUUAUAUGCCCAGUGAGGACAAGUGCUCCAAUGCCAGGAAGAGUACCGAGGUGGAUAAUCAUACGGUGAACAAUGACGACAUGGCUGGGUCCUAUUACGUGCUGCUGAUUGGGUUUUCGACGGGGCUUUUUAUGUUUGUGUUGGAGUAUGGGUGGCGUUGGUAUAAGAGAUCUAAAGAAGAGACAUUACAACCAUUUACCGAAUGAAGAAUUGAGGGGGAGGAUGAGAGAGAAUGUGGGAUUUUGCACAGUGACGAAAUGGGGAAGUAUUUGAAACUGAUAGUGCUUUUAAUUGUAGUAGUGCUUUAUUGUAAAACGUUCGUGGUUUCGAUGUUGUAGGAUGUUCUAGAAGGAUUGCACAACUCACGUCAAUCAACAUUGACAACUCACAAAGAGGGGAGUUUGAUGGCAUGCUCUGCUCAACCCAUUUAGUGAGGGUGGGUCAAGUCAGAAAAAAACCCAUUAGAUCCUGUUGGUAGCUCACAGAAUGAGCGCAUGAAUGCUAGCGUCAAUAGCAAACUGUUCGAAGAGCGAAUGAAAAUAGUCCGACUUGAUAUGUAGAGCUAACAGAAAUGGGGGAUUCUUUCACCUGUUGAGCAACAGCCGAAUACGUCAUGGUGGACGCAAAGAUUUUGUUCGUUAAACCGGCCGGCCGGCCGGUUAUGCUUGUCAUCAGUCGGAGAUUUCCCAUCCGGUGGGUGUCCACAGGAGGAUAUGAUAUAAUAGAUGGGAAAAUUUCUUGUAGAUAUGUGGCAGAAUGAAGAAAAGCUAUUGGAGAUCAGCUGAUGGUAAUACUUGCAAAGAAGUGUAUAGCAAACAAUGCAUACAUAGUAUGGACGGGCUUAUCGUGAGCCUAAAGUAAAACAAAAUUAUAUUGGUAGCUUUAUUAGAAACUGAUUAGAUUCCUGGUGAUUUAUCUAAAACUUUCCCACGUUACGCAAAAGGCACAGCUUCGUAAUAUCAUUCAGACCAUUGCAACGAACCACAUUGAAUAAUAAUAAACAGGCGCCCAAUAAAAUCGACUAAGUUGUUGAUGAUGACGACUGAAACAUGUUUGACUGACGUCCAUCUGUAGUAACAUCGCUAAAAAUGUGGCGACAAUACAGUCAGAAAAGUUAGAUUACACAGCGUAACAAAAAUUAACUUUUGGUCUGUCUCAAGAGCAAACUUAUGUGUCUCUGACAGAUUUUGGGCCGCUGAAUCCGAAUCAGGGCUCAGACUUGCUCUAGCACGUCUCAAUUUUGAGCUAUACCCUAAUUUAUAGGGCAAAAUAUGCGAUUUUGGGCUUUUUUGACUGCCAGCCAUUAAGCAUGGAAAUAUUUUUUUAAGCAAUCAAAAGGUAAAUUGGUCAAUUACCAUCUAAACUAACGACUCAUGCAAAAUACUUUGUUUUACCAAAUCAAAUUUGAUAGAUUUACGCAUUUUAUGUUAGUAAGUAAACUUGCAUGCAACUUCUGGAGGGUGACUUGUAUGGGAAAUAUCGUACCUAACAUAAAUCGCUUAAAACUAUCAAAUUCGAUUUGGUAAAACGAAAUAUUUUGCAUGAGUCGUUAAUUUAGAUGUUAAUUGACCAAUUUACCUUUUGAUUGCUUAAAAAAAAAUAUUUCCAUGCUUAAUGGUCGGCAGUCAAAAAAGCCCAAAAUCGAAUAUUUUGUCCUAAAUAUUGAGGUAUAGCUCAAAAUUCUGACGUGCUGGAGCAAAUCUGAGCCCAGAUUCGGAUUCAGCGGCCCAAAAUCUGUCAGAGACACAUAAGUUUGCCCUUGAGACAAAAAAAUGUUGCGCUGUGUUACUUUUAUAAAGAAAAAACAUAACAUAGGAUCACGAAUGCCAAGAAAGCAUCACCAUCGGUAUCUAUUGUGUCUAAUGAGAUUAUUUUUAGAAACCAUAUUCAUAUUGUCCCAACGUUGAGUGGAUUUAGAGACGAAACUUGUUAGCUUGUUAGUCAUUCUAGGAAUUCACGAGGCAUCACAUGAUUUCCCAUAUUCAAUUAUCUGCAGUGAAAAUCAAAAUACAAUUGUUUGCACAGAGAAGAAAGAUUAACUUCUGAAGGUUACUCGCGAUGAUCCACCCCAUGGCCGUGAGGAUUGCAGUCGAUCGGUGUUCCCUGUUUGGUUCGGAAAUCUUUCAACAGAUAGUAUAAACAUGAGUUUCGCAGCUUUCCCGCGGGUUGUGCAGUGAUGAACUGGUUGGAGGCUCGUGGGACCAUUAAUUUUGUAUAUUUUUGUGCGGUACAGUUGACGUGACGACAAACAUGUGAACAUUUGGGAUACAUACUAUGACAAUGGUGAGUAAUAAAUGUCUUAUAGAUAUGUAGCUGGGAAAAUGUAUUUAAAGAUGAGUUUUAAAUUGCAUCUAAAUGAUUCAACUAUACUAAGGUUUCGAACGAAGAAUCGAACAAUAAAUGUGAUUAGACUCUCAAGAGUCUGUAGAGUGUCGAGUUAUUAGGUGUUAUUUGGGAUUCAACUUUGUAAAGCUCAUCGGAUACGUGCAUCGCAUCUACAUGCUUAUUCAUGCAAUUAUGUGCUGUCUAAUGGUGAUUUCAAUGAUUGUUUGAGAAUCUCCAAGAACCCCCUUGAGUACAAGGUCAUCGAAGCUACAAGCGUAAUCAAUCUGGAACGUCUUGAUUCCCUUAUGAAACCGUCUGAAACGCUUUGAACGCCUCUGAAAUUCCGCUUAAGCUGACAGCAUUGAUCCAAAAUGUAUUGUCAAAAACAGUAGGCUUCUGAAGAUCAGAGAUGGAAAAUGAUGAAGAUUGCAGCUGAGCAGACACAAACCAAAACAAACAUACUCGUGAACAACAGGGGCCCGAGAAUACUCGCACUUCUUUAUUCGUGAGUAAACGAAGCUGGCAAGCACUCGCAUGUGAUUCGCGAAGCUUCGUGAGUUUUUUGCAUUUUGACGAAAAACGCAUUUCAACGACUGGCAGUGCUGCUUUUCAGAACAAUAAAGCAUUAAGCAUUAGUUUAUGAAGGAUAAUCACUGGAUUUGCUAUUAUAACCACAAUAAAAUGUACUUCACGAAUAAAAACUCAUGAGUGUUUCUGUUUUUGCUUUGCUUCUUACUCACGAAGCAGGAGGGUGCGAAUAAACUCACACACUGUUUACUCUCGGAAUCGUGAGUAAACCUUGUGUUGGCUUUACACUCGCAAAUUGCUUCAUGAUGAGAGUAAUUCCAUCACUGCUGAAGACCCCUAAAAUCCCCUGUAACACUCUUGAGGCCCAUCGAAAACGCAUUCGAAACCCACUGAAAUUCCUCCGAAUCUUCCUGAAAUGCCCUCAAAAACCCCCUGAAACCGCCUUGAACGCCCUGUAAUGCACCUGAGACCCUCUUAAACCUACUUUAAAUCCUCUGAGUGUUGUAGAAAUGCAUUCGAAAACCCCAUGAAACGCCCUUGGAGACCCUCCGAAACUCCCGAAAACGCCCUUGUUACGCCUCUGAAACUCGCUGAAAAACCUCUGAAUCUUUCUGAAAUGCGUACGAAGAUCCCCUGAGGACCCCCUGUAACGCACCUUGGGACUCUCCGAAAGCCCCCGAAAACGCCAAUGAAGCUCCCUGUUACGCCUCUGAAACCUCCCGAAACGCAUUGAAACUACUCCGAAAUUCUCCUGAAACCCACGUGAAGCUCACCUGAGAGCCUUGUAGCCCCCUUCCCCUAAAAACCCUCUGAAUCCUCCUGAAACGCCCUAAA